AUGGAUGAGCCCAAACUACUAAUCGAGGCUUUGAGUGCCGUUAAAACUCACCAAAUACAAAUGAAGAAAUGCCUCGACAGCGAUGAGCUCAUUGAUGCUUUCAAAUCUGCCUCUGCCAUGUUAUCCGAGCUGCGAACGUCUUCUCUAGGCCCCAAAGCUUAUUACGAGCUGUACAUGUCAAUAUUCGACAGUCUCCGCUUUCUGUCUACCUACUUAUACGACGCACACAUGUCGUCGAAGCACCACCUCGCUGAUCUAUACGAGUUGGUGCAAUACGCUUCAAACAUCAUCCCCAGACUCUACCUGAUGAUAACUGUGGCUUCAGUGUACAUGUCUGUUCCAGACGCGCCCGUCCGAGAGAUAAUCAAAGAUAUCAUGGAAAUGUCUCGCGGGGUACAGCAUCCGAUCCGCGGCCUGUUCCUUAGACACUACCUGUCGGGCCAGACGAGGGAUUAUCUACCAGUGACUCUGAACUCCACCGAUAAGAGCCAGGGGACACUCAACGACAGCAUCGCUUUUAUUCUUUCCAACUUUAUCGAGAUGAACAAACUCUGGGUUAGACUGCAACACCAGGGCCACUCGAGGGACAGGGAAAGGAGGGAAUUGGAGAGGAAGGAGCUGCGUAUUCUUGUCGGCACCAACCUCGUGCGUCUCUCGCAGCUCGAGGAACUUGACUUGCACACAUAUCAGUCUGUCAUACUCCCCAACAUACUCGAGCAGGUCGUAAACUGUCGUGACGUUAUUGCGCAGGAGUAUCUCAUGGAGGUCGUUAUACAAGUGUUCCCGGAUGAAUUUCAACUCAACACUCUCACGCCUUUUCUCACAGCCGCGUCGCAGCUCAAUACUCGCGUCAACAUCAAGCAGAUUGUCAUAUCCCUCAUUGACCGCCUCUCACAGUAUGCGAGGCGAGAGGCUGAGCAGCAGUCGCCCGAAGAUCUCAAGCAACAGGAUGUCGAGAUUGAGAAGCGGUUGCAGGAAAAAGUGAGGGCGAAGCGUGAAGGUGAAAAGAAUGGCAGUGCCACCUCAGAAAAGACCUCAGGUAAAGGUAAAGGACGAGAAGAAGAAGUGGAGAAAUACCGCGGAAUCCCACACUCUGUUAAGCUAUUCGAGAUGUUCUGGGAGCAGAUAGUGAGGCUGAUAGACACACGUCCAGAUCUAUCUAUGCAGGAUAUAACUGCGUUAUUGGGCUCGUUGCUUGUUCUCUCGCUCAACUGCUACCCGGACAGAUUGGAAUAUGUCGACCAAGUGCUCUCGUUCACGCAGGCGAAGCUAGAUGAGGUGCCACAGCACUCACCUGCGACGGUUACGAAUGUGCUUGCGCUGCUGCGCGCGCCGAUUGGGAGUUACAAGAGUAUGUUGACGUUGCUCGCUUUGACGUCUUACGCGCCGCUAUUGCGCAUGCAGCCAUACCACUCACGCAAGAGUGUCGCGCAGGACAUUUGCCGCGCGCUACUCGACAGCCACACAAUCGUGUCCGACGAGCAGGAUGUGGGUGACCUGCUCGACCUAUGCGCGGUGCUUAUCAGCGAUGCGCCCCACGACGCAACAGAUACAGAUUCAGAAUCGGAUAUGGAGCUGGCCAGCGAGCAAGGCUCACUCGCGCGCCUCAUCCACCUCUUCCACUCAGAUGACCCUCCUACACAAUUCGCGCUGCUCAGAAAGACGGGCGAGAAACUGGGCAGGGGCGGGCGACGCAUCGUGUUCACUUUCCCCACCCUCGUCACUCGCGCUAUACAGCUAAGCAGGUCGUAUGCGCACGAUGCACUGUUUGCUUUCAUCCACCAGUCUAUUUUCCACCUACACGUCUUGGCAGAUACACCCGAGGACUGCGCACGCCUUUUCAUCCGCGCGGCCGCGGCGGCGUCGACAGCCGAGAAGGAGAAGGAGAAGGAGAUGGGUGCGGUGGCGUACGAGCUGUUCAGCGAGGCACUGCUGCUGGUCGAGGAGCAGGUCGUCAGCUCCAAAUACCAGAUGCGAUUGGUGGCAGAAGCGACGCGGGCGCUGCAAAGGCUGGAGGUGAACGCACACGACUACGCGACGCUCGCAGAUAAAUUGAUCAACCUCGCAGCGAAGAUGGUGAAGAAGUCGCACCAGGCCGAGUCGCUCAUGGUGGCUUCCGGUGUAUAUACCCAUGAGGAAGAUAAGUUGGGACGCGUGUUGGGUAGAGCAGCCGACAUUGCAUCCCACCUCAUCGAUCCACUCACUAGCGCACAAGUUUAUGUGGAUAUCCUUGACACAUACCUCAUGUAUCUCGAGGAUGGGGCGGGCGUGGAGAGCGUUGCAAAUCUUAGUAAUGCGGCUAAUGGUGUGGUAGAGUGCAUUUCUACCAAGAUAGACCAAGUAGACGCGGUUGAUAACCACCCUAUCAGCGUCGAAUUGAAAGCACCAUCCACCGUUGACGUUAACCUCACCGUGCACAACGUAGUCAGUCACUUCAAACGCACAUUGGAACAUAUACACAGGAAAAAGUCGCAAGUCCCUGCGUUCCACAAUGUCAACAUCGCUGGACCUUGUUUGAGAUACGGCAUCCACUCGGGAUGUGGCUUCCUAAACCCGGGCUUCCAAAUGAGCACACCAAACAGCGUAGAGAGACACCUGAGGAGGCUGUCGGACAAAGACAAGAUGGUGAUGCGGCGCAGUCUGCCGAUAUACCUCGUUAUAGUAGGCGUGAAUUGCUAUCUGCAGUAUUUCCAAGCACACGUACUGCUUGAGCACAGAGCGCUGCAUUGGGUGCUAGAGCUAUCUGGAUGUUAUCUCACACUGGUGUUAUUCAAGGGCGUUCUCAAGAUGCUUGGCGUUGUUCGCGGCGAUGUUGGGCUCACCAACGCUGUUCAUUGGCGAUUCACGGCGGAUUACGGGAUAAAAGCGCAGGGCGAGAAGACGCAAGCGGUAGGAGAAUCCAAGCGGGAGUAA
Molecule: messenger RNA, 2913 nt
Organism: Wallemia ichthyophaga EXF-994
Lineage: Eukaryota; Fungi; Basidiomycota; Wallemiomycetes; Wallemiales; Wallemiaceae
Product: Vacuolar protein sorting-associated protein 35
Exons: 4
Coding region: 1-2913 (970 amino acids)
Biological process (GO): intracellular protein transport; retrograde transport, endosome to Golgi
Cellular component (GO): retromer, cargo-selective complex; retromer complex; late endosome
Source: RefSeq, a predicted model, not a curated record